Messenger RNA from Gloeophyllum trabeum ATCC 11539, 831 nucleotides. RefSeq lists its product as uncharacterized. NCBI's taxonomy places the organism in Eukaryota, Fungi, Basidiomycota, Agaricomycetes, Gloeophyllales, Gloeophyllaceae. The transcript is spliced from 2 exons. Bases 1 to 831 code for a protein of 276 amino acids. The record is from RefSeq and is a predicted model, not a curated record.
AUGCUGUCUUCGAUGAAAGAUAUCCCUCACACUGACGGUGAAGAGGUUUCUGCGCCUAACAACCUCACUGGACUGCUGCCAGAUCAGGGGGGAGUUGACUCUGAUGAUGAUGAUCUGCCAGCUCCACCUCGUCCUAUUACACCACCUCCAGCGCAUCAGGCGCCUUUACAACCACCACCAGCUCCUAGAAAGCCCACACCAGCUCCAGCUCCUAGACAGCUUCCACCUCGCAGUUCUCGCUUCCAAGGCUCCCUUAGAGAGCCUCCCUUGCGCCAGCCAACGGCUCCUCGCAUUACAGUGGAAAUGCGCCCUGCAGCACAUCCAGAAACUCGCUCAGCUUCACCUGAUCCUCUCAACCUCAUUGCUCCCACUUCAAGUCCUGUUGAAGCUCCUGAAAGCGCUCCUUCUAGUCCCAUGCCUGAGCAGCAUAGUGAUCGUUCAUCCAGCCCAGAUCCACUCUUGCUCAGUGAAGCGCAGUGUGGCGCUGCCAUGAUCAUGGAAGGUCUCAACCAUGUGUAUACUGGUCAGACCACUGAUUACCUGGACUAUGAUGAAGCGCUAGAGUUCGCGUUCCACUCAGUCUGUCAAGCGCACCAGGAGCGCCAUGGAGAGCCUCGGACCUUUGCAGAGGCGAUGAAGCGUCCAGCUGAAGAGAGAGAACGCUGGCACAAGGCAGCUCAGGACGAGAUCCAGGCAUUAGUGGAUAAUGAGGUCUUUGAGCUUGUUGAGCUGCCUCCAGGCCGCAAAGCUAUUGGCAGUCGCUGGGUCUUCAGGGUCAAGCGCAAUGCUGAUGUGUUGAGAUCUGAUGCUUGGUCACUCUUUGUUGACUGA